Branchiostoma floridae (Florida lancelet) is the source of this 2540-nucleotide messenger RNA. RefSeq names its product gastrula zinc finger protein xFG20-1-like. The transcript has 3 exons. The record is from RefSeq and is a predicted model, not a curated record. Bases 278 to 2191 code for a protein of 637 amino acids. Lineage: Eukaryota; Metazoa; Chordata; Leptocardii; Amphioxiformes; Branchiostomatidae.
UGUCCCCCACAAAUGUGCACACUCCUCUAGACGAGGGGACACCCCUCGACUUUCAAGGGGAUACUCCUCUUGAAAUGGGGAUGUCCUUCCCUUUAUAAGGGGAUGCUCCUCCGAAAUUGGUAUAUUCAUCGGGCAUAGGGGACGUCCCUCCGGCACCCCCGCCGGCCCGUGGAAUCGGCCGCUGACCCGACAAAUUGCUUCCUAGUUCAUCUAAAUCACAACAUCCGCAAGACUCACAUGGCCGGUGCUCCAGCGGUACGUCUUGGCUCUCGAGAAUAUGGAGACGGAGGAGAGAGAGUUGAUGUCUCGUGAAGAACUGCAGACACCACUUCAUGCGAGUACAGCAGAGGAGAUGUCUCGUGAAGAACUGCAGACACCACUUCAUGCGGGUACAGCAGAGAAGAGAGGGGAGAUGUCAAGUGAAGAACUGCAGACACCACUUCAUGCGAGUACAACAGAGGAGAGAGAGGAGAUGUCAAGUGAAGAACUGCAGACACCACUUCAUGUGAGUACAGCAGAUGAGAGAGAGAUGUCUCGUGAAGAACUGCAGACACCACUUCAUGCGAGUACAACAGAGGAGAGAGAGGAGAUGUCAAGUGAAGAACUGCAGACACCACUUCAUGCGAGUACAGCAGAGGAGAGAGGGGAGAUGUCUCGUGAAGAACUGCAGACACCACUUCAUGCGAGUACAACAGAGGAGAGAGAGGAGAUGUCAAGUGAAGAACUGCAGACACCACUUCAUGCGAGUACAGCAGAGGAGAGAGGGGAGAUGUCUCGUGUAGAACUGCAGACACCACUUCAUGCGAGUACAACAGAGGAGAGAGGGGAGAUGUCAAGUGAAGAACUGCAGACACCACUUAAUGCGAGUACAGCAGAGGAGAUGUCUCGUGAAGAACUGCAGACACCACUUCAUGCGAGUACAACAGAGGAGAGAGAGGAGAUGUCUCGUGAAGAACUGCAGACACCACUUCAUGCGAGUACAGCAGAGGAGAGAGGGGAGAUGUCAAGUGAAGAACUGCAGACGCCACUUAAUGCGAGUACAGCAGAGGAGAGAGGGGAGAUGUCAAGUGAAGAACUGCAGACUCCACUAAAUGCGAGUACAGCAGAGGAGAUGUCUCGUGAAGAACUGCAGACACCACUUCAUGCGAGUACAACAGAGAAGAGAGGGGAGAUGUCUCGUGUAGAACUGCAGACACCACUUAAUUUGUGUACAACAGAGGAGAGAGGGGAGAUGUCAAGUGAAGAACUGCAGACGCCACUUAAUGCGAGUACAACAGAGGAGAUGUCUCGUGAAGAACUGCAGACACCACUUCAUGCGAGUACAACAGAGAAGAGAGGGGAGAUGUCUCGUGAAGAACUGCAGACACCACUUCAUGCGAGUAGAACAGAGGAGAGAGGGGAGAUGUCAAGUGAAGAACUGCAGACACCACUUCAUGCGAGUACAGCAGAGGAGAGAUUAAGUUCUCCCCAAGCAUCUUCCAAACAUGUGAGGAGGUAUCUACGAAGGACGAAAGAGCCCUUGUACAUUUGCCCUACGUGUGGCACGCAAAUAUUCACGGAACAAGGAGCGAAACAACAUGCCAAGAGGCAUACAGAGGCGGCAUGCAAGUAUCAUUGUGUUCAAUGUUCUAAAAAGUUUAUUGUAAAAUCAGAGUACACAAGGCAUGCUUGUAUGACAAAAGGAGAAGUGUACAAAUGUCAGCAGUGUCCUGCAGAGUUUAACUCGAAACAAGGACUUCGGCUACACGAGUCAUCCCACACAAGGAAAACUGUUACAUGCAAGGAGUGUGGGCAACAGUAUGAUUCGUCAUACAGACUGAGGUAUCACUAUAAAAAAGAACAUGAGUCACCGAUAAAGAAAUCGUGUCGCUUCUGUCACAAAGAACUAAGCACAAGAUCUGCUAGGAAGAGACAUGAACCAGUCUGCAAAGACAAUGACAAAACAAAGCCAGCGUUAUACAAAUGUGACCAUUGUUCGAAACUAUUCAGAACAAAAUGGAACCUGGCAAGACACACGGGAACACAUACGGAGCACAGGGAGUGUGCAAUUUGCAACAAAGCUUUUAAAAAUGAUCAGCAGCUUAAUGAACACAUGGUAGUACACACGGGGGUGCAAUGCACCGUUUGCAAAAAAUACUAUAAGGAUGAUCAUUCUCUGAACAAGCACAUGAAUAAGCAUCAUAGCGUAUAAUUCAGAUAGGAUAUAAUCACUCUCAACAUUGAUUCCAACCAUAUCAAAACUUCUGAAGUGAUUUUAGUCUUGAACUACUUUAAAAAAUAUGUCCUUUUUUUGCUUGAUUUGCACUUCCCUUUUUCUGGCAUGGUAAGCAGAUUGAAAUUACAUUUUUCCAAAGACUAAAAUUACAAAGUUCCUAAAUGUUCUUUUGUUCCCACGAGUAGUUUUCCAGAAACAUAGUUUACAUUUUCAUACUUCAUGAUACUUUUCUACUUGACUUUGAAACAUCAUAUACACCAUUUUCAUACAUGGACUGUCUUUACACUAACUGCAAGGUUCCUUUAAGGGGCACAAUGGUCCAUUG